AUGACGAGCAAUUGCUUCUAUGGCGUCGGGCUCUACACCCUCCCGCUGCCGCUCGUGUCUGUGGUUGAAGACGGAGAGCAGAUCAUCCGAGUUGGCAGCCAGGAAUUGCUCCGCGGGCGCCCGGACCUUAUCGCGCGCGGGCUCUUCGGAUUCAACUUCUCCCGCUACGAGGGCAAGCGGGUUGUGACUAUAGAGGGCGAGCCGGCGCUCCCGUUUAUCGCGCAGUGGGCGGACAAGUACGUGGGGACGUUCCGCAGCGCGGGCGCGCGCUUGAACGCGGCGCUGGCGCACCGCACGGUGAAGGGGCUGGGGGAGAUUGACGGGAGUCAAGGCGCGUUCACGGUGCGCUCCAUUCCGCCACGGAAAGACGCUCUCACGAUGCUGAUCCACGUGAACGACAGCCGCAGCUACUGGCUUGCCUUUUGCCGGAAAGCGGGGGAGGGGGAGGAUGUGGGGGGAAGCACCACGGAAGGUUCUGCCGCUGCUGACGGUGGUGGCGGUGGUGGUGGUGGCACUGAUGAUGUCGGUGAUAUUAGUAUUGUUAGUGGGAACGCAAGUGGUGAUAAUGACGGGGUUGAUAGUAACGGGGGUGACAAGCUGGCGAAGGGAAUGGGGGAUUUGGGUAUCAGCAAGGCGGGAGGGCUUAGAGGGUUUUCCGUUGCAGUAGGUUCAGGAGGGCCAAAGAAGCGAGUGCCUUUAGCGGAUGCGACUGUAAUGGGGACGGCGGUAGCAGCAAAGGUGGGGACUGGGAGGAAGGGGGUUCCUAUAUUGGAUGCGACUGUAGUGGGGAUGCUGGCGCCAAGGCGGGAUCUGGACCCGCCGCCCCUGAGAGUGCGGGAGGUGGGGGUGGUGGAGGAGGACGGAGGAAGGAAGGAUGGGGGAGGAAGAAAGGAGGGACUCAACCCUACUUCCCCUGCUGCUGGUGAUGGGGGCUCGACUGUGGGUGACGCUGCUGCUGGGGGAGGUGCACCUGAGGCUGGUGCGACUGCUGCCGCCCCAGCCGCCCCGCAGCAGACGGUGCGGCUGUCAGCAGACGGCGAUCUGUUCCCCGUGCUGCUGCUGCCGGAUGAAACAGCCGUCGUGUGGCUGCACACCUUUAGUACUAAAGGCUUGGAUAUAUCUGCCACGGGGCUCACCCCCUCGCAGUACCUCUACGCCGAGUCCAUGCGCGCCCUCAGCAUUGCCACAAGGCGUGGCAAGCGCAUUGUGCUGGAUGUGCGGGGGAACAGCGGAGGCAUCAUUCAGACCGCCUACGGAGUGGUGAGGGCGUUAGCCGGGCCUGCUAAGACCCCUCCCGGGCAGCUGCAGAUGCCGCAGCAGCUGAUGAUCGGAAACGAGUACACUGCGCGACUCAUUAAAAGCAGCGCCACUUUUUUUUAUAACGCGUCAAAUUAUUGCAACGAGGCCGAGACCGCGGGGUUGAAAGGACCCGCAGAUUUCGGGCCGUUUCAGGAGAUUCAGUACUCGACGGACGGGCAGGCUGGAAAUUAUUCUGCCCGGGUGAAGCUGACGGAGAUGCUGACGUUGUACGACCAAUCUGAUGAUUUCAGCGGGCUGCCCAUGGUGGUGGUUUCUGACGGAACCUGCUUCUCUGCCUGCGCAGUCCUAACUCACAUCUUAAAACGGAAAUUCAGCGUCCCCAUGGUGACUGUUGGGGGGCUCAAGGACCGGCCAAUCGCAGUGAGCUCGUCGUGCCUAGGUGGCACGCUCGGGUCGCUCGACGACGGGAUCUCGCUGCCACUUGUCGGCACGCCAUUGGCCAACGAUCCCCGGGCUACCAAGCCAUUUAAAAUGCAGAUCGACCUGGCGUUUGCGAUGCUGCAAGCAUACGGGUCUGAGAAAGGCGACAGUCAAGGAGUGGGUGGAGGGCAAGAGAUUCCGUGCGAGUUUGAUUUCUUAGAGGCGGACGCGCACAUUGAUUUGAGUAUGGAAAUGGUGGAGCUGCCUAAAGUGCUAUGGGCUGCUGCGGCGGCCCUGCUUCAAAAGGGGAUGAGAUGA
Molecule: messenger RNA, 1998 nt
Organism: Closterium sp. Naga37s-1
Lineage: Eukaryota; Viridiplantae; Streptophyta; Zygnematophyceae; Desmidiales; Closteriaceae
Source: the annotation of a GenBank genome assembly